GCGGGACAUGGGACGCCCCCGAAGCAAAAAGGACGAGACACAAUGUGAAAAUGACAGAAAUGUGAAGACGAGGCAAAAGCAAAGGAGAGACAACCGUCUAGAGUCGUCUUGCGUUUGUGAGGGAUGGAUCCUUUGAACUCCACCCAUUUUCCCAGCAACCAAUCAGACGUGAGCAGCGUCUUCACGCAUCGGGUGCUCCCUUGGCUCUACUUUGUCAUCUGCGCGGCGGGCUUGCCGCUCAACGGCGCGGCCGCCUGGAUCUUCUUCCGGGUGCCCAGCGACUCGGCGCUGGUGGUCUACCUGAAGAACAUGGCGGUGGCCGAUCUCCUGAUGCUGGCCACAUUCCCCUUCCGGGUGGCGGUGGAGCUGGGCCUGGGCGGCUGGCGUCUCCGGGCGCUCACGUGCCGCUACACCUCGGUGCUAUUCUACACCUCCAUGUACGUGGGGAUCCUUCUGAUGGGCCUCAUCAGUCUGGAGCGCUACGUGAAGAUCGUCCAGCACACCGGUUCCGGCCGGGCUCACUUCCUGCAAAACGUGGGCCCGGCCCGGGUUCUGGCCACGCUGGCCUGGAGCCUCCUGAUCCUGUGCGCACUCCCCAACGCGGUGCUGACCAGCCGACCGGCCGACGAGGAAUCAUCUCGCCACUGCAUGCGGCUGAAGACUCCGCUUGGUGUGCAGUGGCACCGGGCGUCCACGUUCUUCAGCGUAGGCUUGUUCUGGCUUACCCUGCUGGUUCUGGCCUUCUGUUACUGGUCCAUCACCCGCCAAAUCUACCGCUCCUACCGCCGCGUCCGGCGCGACGGUGCCGAUGUCCGGCGCAAGUCCAACCGCAGCAUCUUCUGCAUCCUGGCCGUGUUCUUUAUCUGCUUCGUGCCGUACCACGUCUGCCGCGUGCCCUACACCCUCAGUCAGAUGCCGGAGUCCGGAUUCGGCCGGGAGUCGCGCUUCCUUCUCUUCCAGGCCAAGGAGGCUACGCUCUUCCUGUCCUCAGUCAACGUCUGCCUGGAUCCCGUCAUCUAUUUCCUCAUGUGCCAGAAGUUCAGAGAGUCUCUGCUCGGGCAGAUCUCAGGAGGGGACAGAAGCAUCUCCAUCACUGCCGCGCCCAGUCUCAGCAAUAUUUAGAACCGGGGAACAUCUCAGAAUCGCGGGAAGUGAGGGAACAAGGGAUGAAGCUGAGGAUACGCCUGAGGAACCGAGGAGUUUGACUAAGCUCAGUGAGAUGGAGGAGAAGAACUGAGGAACAAGCAAAGACACCAUGGGAGGAAGUGAUGCAAAAUAGAAGGAAUAAGGGGAUGUAUGAUGAGUAAGGGACGGAACAGGAAACAAACGGAAGAUUAGGUGAGAGGAAAUGUGACAGGGCAAUAGGAAGUGAGAAAAGGACACUAAGAGCUAAGGGAACAUUGUCAUGGUUUGAGUUGGGCACAAAUUUAAAAGAACCUUAGUGCCGGCGAUCCCAAUUCGUCCCCCUUGACCAGGUCAGGACUCCAACCCAGCGCCACAGGAGGGCACGGUAACCGCUAGGCUAAAAGCCCAGGCUAGCGGCAGUAGCAGUGUGCUCUCUUGAAGGCAUCAGGAUUAAGGUUCCCACGGCAUACAGCCAAAAAUACGAUACCAAAAGCAAACAGAUAUGGUUGUGGAAUCAUUCAUAAUUAAAUCACAUGAAUUCCCCCUAAGAGCCACUAGGGGGCGACCAACGCAUUGCAUAUAAAACCGACUCCAAAACUGGCCCGAGAUCAAGAGGAAGUGGCCCAAUUCAACAGUAAGUGACCCCUAAAUGGCCCAAAAUCAAUAGGAAGUGCCACUGAAAUGUCCCAAAAAAACAACAGGAAGUUACCCCCAAACUGAGCCCAGAUCAAUAGGAUGUGAGCCAAUAGCAGGAAGUGACCCAGAAACCAUAUCAAUAGAAAGCAAACCAAUAUGAAUAGGAGGUGACCUCGAAAUGCCUUAAAUAUCAACAGGAAAUGACCUCAAAAUGCCCAAACAUUAACAGGAAGUGACAUUAAAAAAUGACCACAGAUCAACUAGAACUGAACAGAUAACAACAGGAAGUGACCCUGACAACCCAUUCAUCAAUAGGAAGUGACCUAAUAUGAUUAGGAAGUGACCCUGAAAUGCCCCAAAAUGAAAUGGAAGUGAACCUGAAAUCCCUCAUAUCAAUAGAAACUGGUAGUAACCCUAAAUACACCAAAAUCAACCGGAAGUGACCUCAAAAUGCCUAAAACAUCAACAGAAAGUGACCCCGAAAUGCCUCAAAAAUCAAGAGGAAGUCACCCCCAAAAUGAUCCCAGAACAACAGGAAGUGACCCGUUAUCAACUGGACCAUGAAAUACCUGCAAAUUAACAGGAAGUGACCCACUGUCAAUAGGAAGUGACCCCAAAAUGGCCAAAAACCAACAGGAAGUGACCCUAAAAAUGACCCCAAAUAGACAGGAAGUGACCUGAUAACAACAGGAAAUGACCCCCAAAUGUCCCAAAAUCAACAGGAAGUGAUGCGAUAUCAACAGGAAGUGACCCAGAAAUGCCCAAAAAUCAAUAGGAAGUGACCCUAAAAAUGACCCCAAAUCAACAGGAAGUGACCUGAUAACAACAGGAAGUGCCCCCGAAAAUCAAAAAGAAGUGAUGCGAUUUCAAUUGAGAAUUACCCUGAAUUGCCCAAAAAUCAAUAGGAAGUGAGCCUCAAAAUGAUACCAGAUCAACAGGAAAUGACCUGCUAUCAACCGGACCAUGAAAUACCCACAAAUUAACAGGAAGUGACCCAAUUUCAAUAGGAAGUGACCCCAAAAUGCCCAAAAACCAACAGGAAGUGACCCUGAAAUCCCCCCAAAUCAACAGGAAGUGAUGCGAUAGCAACAGGAAGCGACCCCCAAAUGUCUACAAUUAACAGGAAGUGACACGAAAUGCCCCUGAAUCAAUGGUAAGUGACCCAAUAUGAACAGGAAGUGACCCCAAAUUGCCCAAAAAUCAUUAGGAAGUGACCCUCAAAAUGUUCCCAGAACAACAAGAAGUGGCCCGUUAUCAACAGGACCAUGAAAUACCCACAAAUUAACAGGAAGUGACCCUGAUAUGCCCCAAAAUAAACAGGAAGUGACUCCAAAAAUGACCUUGAAUCAAUGGGAGGUGACCCAAUAUGAAUAGGAAGUGACCCCGAAAUGAUCCCAGAGCAACAGGAAGUGACCAGUUAUCAACAGGACCAUGAAACAUUGAAUACUCAAUGUCAUCAGGAAGUGACCCAAAAACACCUUAAAAAUCAACAGGAAGUGACCCUGAAAUGCCCCAAAAUCAACAGGAAGUGACCCCAAAAUGCCAAAAAAAAAAAAAAAAAAAAAAAAAAUCAACAGGAAGUGACCACGAAAUGCUUAAAAAUCAAUAGGAAGUUAACCCCCAAAUUAUCCCAGAUCAACAGGAAGUGACCCAAUGUCAACAGGAAGUGACCACGAAAUGCCCAGAAACCAACAGGAAGUCACCCUGAAAUGCCUCAAAACCAACAGGAAGUGAUGCGAUAUCAACAGGAAGAGACCCCAAAAUGCCUAAAAAAAAUCAACAGGAAGUGACCUCGAAAUGCUUAAAAAUCAAUAGGAAGUUAACCCCCCAAAAUAUCCCAGAUCAACAGGAGGUGACCCAAUGUCAACAAGAAGUGACCACGAAAUGCCCAGAAACCAACAGGAAGUCAGGCUGAAAUGCCGCAAAAUCAACAGGAAUUGAUGCGAUAUCAACAGGAAGUGACCCAAAAAUACCUUACAAAGCAAGAGGAUGUGACCAAGAAUUGCCCAACAAUCAAUAGGAAGUGGCCCCUCAAAUGAUCCCAUAUGAACAGAAAGUGACCCAUUAUUAACCGGACCAUGAAAUACCCAAUAAAAUUAACAGCAAGUGACCCAAUGUCAAUAGGAGGUGACCCCAAAAAUCAACAGGAAGUGACCCCGAAAUGCCCCAAAAUCAACAGGAAGUGAUGCGAUAUCAACAGGAAGUGACCCUAAAAUGCCUGAAAAAAAAUCAACAGGAUGCGACCCCAAAACGCCCAAAAAUAGGAAGUGACCCUGUAAUGCACCAAAAUCAACAGGAAGUGAUGCGAUAUCAACAGGAAGUGACCCUAAAAAUGGACACAGUUGACCCGAUAACUACAGGAAGUGACCCCCAGAUGCCUAAAAAUACCUAAUAAAAAUCAACAGGAUGUGACCCAGAAUUGCUCAAAAAUCAAUAGGAAGCAACCCCUCAAAUGAUCCCAUAUCAACAGGAAGUGACCCGUUACCAACUGGACCAUAAAAUACCCACACUCUAACAGGAAGUGACCUAAUGUUAACAGGAAGUGACUCUAAAAAUGACCCCAGAUCAACUGGUAGUGCCACCAAAAAUGUUCCCAGAUCAACAGGAAGUGACCUCGAAAUGCCUAAAAAUACCUUUAAAAAAAUCAACAGGCUGUGACCCAGAAUUGCCCAAAAAUCAAUAGGAAGCAACCCUUCAAAUGAUCCCGUAUCAACAGGAAGUGACCCGUUAUAAACCGGACCAUGAAAUACCCACAAACUAACAGGAAGUGACCUAAUAUUAACAGGAAGUGACCCUGAAAUGCCCCAAAAACCAACAGGAAGUGACCCUAAAAAUGACCCCAGAUCAACAGAAAGUGACCCCAAAAUCAACAGGAAGUGUUGCGAUAUCAACAGGAAGUGAUCCCCAAAUGCCUACAAUUGACAGGAAGUGACUAUGAAAUGCCCAAAAAUAAACAGGAAGUGACCUAAAAAUGACCACAGAUCAACAGGUAGUGCCACCAAAAAUGAUCCCAGAUCAACAGGAAGUGACCCGAUAACUACAGGAAGUGAAAUGCCCCCAUACCAAUUGGAAAUAAACCAGUAUGAACUGGAAGUGACACCAAAAUACCCCAAAAUCAAUAGGACGUGACCCCCAAAAUGAUCCCAUAUCAACAGGAAGUGACCCAUUAUCAACCUGACCAUGAAAUACCCACAAAUUAACAGAACGUGACCCCGAAAUGCCCCAAAAUCAAUGGGUAAUGACCCAAUAUGAACAGGAAGUGACCCUGAAAUGACCACAUAUCAAUAAGAAAUGAACCAAUAUGAAGAGGAAGUGACCCUUAAAUGCCUUAAAAUCAACAGGAACUGGCGCAAUGUCAACAGGAAGUGACCCAAUGUCAACAGGAAGUGACUCCGAAAUGCCCAAAAACCAUCAGGAAGUGACCCCGAAUCAAUGGGAGGUGGCCCAAUAUGAACAGGAAGUGUCCUUUAAAUGCCCCAAAAUCAACAGGAAGUGGCGCGAUAUCAACAGGAAGUGAAUGCCUCAAAACCCAACAGAGAGUAACAUGAUAUUCCCACCAUCCCUGCAAAGCUACCAUUUUCUACUUCAUACCAAGUUGUUUUUAGCCAGUCUUUUGUUUGAAAUCCAGAGUUUUGUUUUUGGUCAGUUUGAUGAAACAUUUUGGAGUUAGCACCACCCUGCAGACCCUCCCUUCCAUAUGUUGGGGUCUCAGUCUACCUUGUUCUUUGCCUGCUUGCCCAACAUGAGAGCAGGAUGAGGCUUCAUCUGCUGAUUCUUUCAUUCUUUUGUCCAUUUUGUGUAUUUUACUGCCCUCUAACGGACUAUGGGAGUACUGUUUUUGUAACCGCAAGAGUCUGUAUUAUACAUUACGGCCUACAGAGAGCAGUGUACUCACGCGAAUUGACAUAAAGCCAUGAAGUAUUUUUGGACACUUUCAAAAUAAAACACUCGGCCCACAGAAGCUGGUCAAAUGAUGAUUUGCUUUCCAAAUAAAGGGGUU
Molecule: messenger RNA, 5761 nt
Organism: Corythoichthys intestinalis (scribbled pipefish)
Lineage: Eukaryota; Metazoa; Chordata; Actinopteri; Syngnathiformes; Syngnathidae
Product: P2Y purinoceptor 14
Exons: 2
Coding region: 124-1122 (332 amino acids)
Biological process (GO): G protein-coupled receptor signaling pathway
Cellular component (GO): membrane
Molecular function (GO): G protein-coupled purinergic nucleotide receptor activity
Source: RefSeq, a predicted model, not a curated record